Coccinella septempunctata (seven-spotted ladybird) is the source of this 2913-nucleotide messenger RNA. RefSeq lists its product as uncharacterized. Bases 1 to 2913 code for a protein of 970 amino acids. The transcript is spliced from 9 exons. The record is from RefSeq and is a predicted model, not a curated record. Gene Ontology annotation, molecular function: nucleic acid binding. NCBI's taxonomy places the organism in Eukaryota, Metazoa, Arthropoda, Insecta, Coleoptera, Coccinellidae. Gene Ontology annotation, biological process: DNA integration.
AUGGGUGUGUUCCUGAGCCGAGUGGAGAAUGCAGGGUUAGAUCUGAAGAAUGCAGGUAAGGAGGUGCCGGAUGACGAAAUAGCAUACCAUAUGAUUGGACACCUGCCGAGUGUUUCUACAAGAAACAAUCACGUCCUUCUGGCCACUGCUUGUGUUUCCUUAUACAACUCGCAAGGUCAUAAAAUCAAGGCCAAGGCCAUUCUGGAUAACGGGUCCCAAAAUUCCUUUGUUACUGAAGGUUUAAUCGAGAAAUUAGGUUAUGUGCCUUACAACCACUCUACCAUAGUUUCCGGAAUUGGGUUGACAGAGAAUGUGCAUCCCAGAAUUUCCCUACUGAUUCAGACAGCAGCGGAGGAUGAAUUGGAACAACAAGUCUCUAGGUUUUGGAAACUGGAAGAAGUCGCCAAGGCAGAAUCCCUCUCUCCAUAUGAUGAAGCAGCUGGAAGUUUGUUCUUACAAACAACAAAGGUUUUGAAGGAUGGCAGGUUUCAAGUUAACCUACCAUUAAAAUCUCAGAGCGAGAACCUCAAGUUAGGUGAUUCUUUCGCUAUCGCACGAAGAAGGUUUGACAACCUAGAAAAAAGGUUCAUCCGAGAUCUUUUGUAUUAUGCAGAGUACAAAAAAUUCGUUAAUGAAUAUGUUUCCCUCGGGCAUGGUAAGGUCGUCCCCCUCUCCCUGACAAAUGAAUUAUCACAGCCUAAAUAUCUUCUUCCCCACCAUGCUGUCUUCAAGGAAGAUAGUGUGUCCACAAAAGUGCGGGUCGUCUUUGAUGGUUCUUGUAAAAGCUCUUCUGGUAUUUCCCUGAACGAUAUACUUCUAACUGGUUAUCAAGUACAACCAGAUCUCUUCGAUAUCCUGUGGCGAACAGACGAUAUUACGGAAUUGGAUCAUCUAUAUUUCCAACUCAAUUCUCUUCUUACUUCUCAUGGCUUCAAAUUGCACAAGUGGUGUUCGAAUUCUAGACAGUUUUUGAACAAAUUCUCUGAAGAAGUUACAACAGAAAGAGAUUUCAACUUGGAAAAUGUUUCUAGCAAGUUUAAUCCCUCGCAGUGCUAUGAUCCUCUUGGGUUUCUGUCGCCUCUAAUAGUCAGAGGCAAAACUGUGAAACUAAUAGAGUUUCAUGGAUUCGCAGAUGCCAGCUUGAGGGCUUAUGCAGCUUGUGUCUAUAUUCGGACAGUAUAUAUAGAUAACACGGUCUCGUGUUUCCUGAUUUCUUCUAAGUCCAGAGUAGCCCCUCUCAAAACUGUCACCUUACCCAGACUGGAGCUGUGUGCGAUGCUCCUUCUUGCACAGUUGACAGACAAACUGUUGAACAUAUUCAAAACUCGAUUUCAUGUCGACUCUGUGGUUCUCUGGUCUGAAAUAGCUCUUAAUUGGAUAAAAUCUCACUCUUCUCGGAAUAUCUUUGUCGCCAACAGAGUGGCACAAAUUCAGGAACUGACUAAAAAUUUCACUUGGUGCCAUGUUCGAUCAGAGAAUAAUCCUGCUGAUCUUCCUUCUCGAGGUGUUCUUAAAUCGGACCUCCUCCACAUGCAGCUCUGGUGGAAUGGCCCAGAGUUUCUUUCGGACUCAGCUUGGAAAUAUUCAGAUAUGUCAGAAAUAGAGGUUCCGGUAAUGGAAGUUCCGGAAGAAAGAAAAUUGGUUCUCGUGUCUUCCAUCAUGUCGUAUCAAAACAAUUAUUGGGACUCCUGGUUUAACAAGUACUCUUCCUUCUCAAGGCUACAAAGAGUGAUAGCUUAUUGUCUUCGUUUUCAUCAUAACGUCAGGAGUGAUGACAAAUGGUAUGGCUCUCUUCAAGUACAUGAGCUGAAUGCAGCUCUCAAACUUGUGGUGAAGGUGCUCCAGCACAUUCAUUUCCACAAGGAAAUCCAGGAUUCAAAGAACCAGAAACCUCUACGUGAUAAAGUUGGUGGAAGACUUGAAAAUGCAGAAAUUCCUUAUGAUCAGAAGCAUCCUAUGUUGUUACCUCCUCGCAACUAUGUAGUGUCUCUCAUGCUUAAACAGAAGCAUGAAUCUCUAGGUCAUGCAGGUGCUCAGAAUGUUUUGUCAAACUUCAGAGCACAGCCUACUCAUCAGUUGAUGGCAGACUUACCAAGAGACAGAGUAUUAGAAUCACGCUGUUUCAGUCGAGUUGGAGUGGAUUAUGGUGGUCCAUUUGUCAUCAAAUCUUCGAACUUGAGAAAGGCACCACUAGUUAAGGCAUACAUAGCGGUCUUUGUAUGUAUGAGCACAAAGGCUGUUCACUUAGAAAUGGUAUUUAAAAACGGCAAAUUACAAGAAUCCAUAAAAGAAUUUGCAUCUCAAAAUGAGAUAGAAUUUAAGUUCAUACCCCCCAGAAGUCCUCAUUGGGGUGGUGUCUGGGAAGCAGCAGUUAAAAGCACAAAGCAUCACCUAAAAAGAUUGAUUGGUGAAGCACACUUUACGUUCGAGGAAUUUUACACGGUGUUAGUUCAGAUAGAGUCUAUUCUGAAUUCACGUCCUCUCUGUCCCUUAUCAAACGAUUCCAAUGAUGUUCAAAUAUUAACACCUGGACAUUUUCUGAUUGGAGCGAGCUUGACUGCCCCUUCAGAAAGGGACGUAACAAAGAUCAAAGAAAAUCGACUGACACGUUGGCAGAGAAUUAGCAAAGUGACCCAAACCUUCUGGAAUAGAUGGAGAGUUGAUUACCUCAACAGACUGCAGAAUCGCCCAAAGUGGUUUCAUCCUGUUCCAGAAUUGCAAAUAGGCUCCUUAGUCCUUCUGAAGGACGAGGAAACCCCACCUUUAAAAUGGCCAUUGGCCAGAGUGCUGGAAGUUUUUCCGGGAACCUGCUUCCCAAAUAUGCCCAUAUAUGGUAAUGAGCUGAAUCCGCAAAGAUCAUUGGUUGUCACACAUGUGACGCAAAACUUCCCUACACGCUCUUCCAAGGGAUGA